AUGUCUGCACGUGCAUUUAAUAUAAUCAAGCUUCCCAGCCGGCGCUGCUUUUCAAGUAGCCGCGCUGCCAGUGCAGACUUCACUCACGCGGUAAUUGGCGCUGGUGUCGUGGGCCUCGCGACCGCCAGGCAAUUAGCAGCCCAUGAAGGCACAUCAACCAUCCUGCUUGAGCGCCAUGAUGCGCCAGGCACGGAGACAAGCAGUCGCAACUCCGAGGUAAUUCACGCCGGUCUUUACUACCCUGCAAACUCCCUUAAAACCUCACUCUGCAUCCGGGGCCGCAACCUCCUUUACGAACUCUGUUCCCAAAACGACAUCCCACACCGCAACACUAAGAAAUGGAUUGUGUCCCAAACCGAAGCCCAAUGGGAAGCAUCAUUGAAAGUGCACGCGCAUGCGCAAAACCUCGACGCACCGACCCGCCUCGUCGGCCGAGACGAGGCCCUCCGCCGUGAGCCAGAUGUCAAGGCCGACGCGGGUAUCGUCGAGAGCCUGACAACUGGUAUUGUGGAUAGCCACUCGCUCAUGACCUAUCUGCAGGGCGAUUUUGAAGAUCGGGGUGGAGAUGUCGCUUUCAAGACGCGGGUUACGGGGAUUGAGGCUGUGGACAGCGGGCGCGGAGGGUACAAGAUCACUGCUGUUUCGGAUGAAGAUGGCUCUGUGACAACUUUCACGGCGGACACGUUGAUAAACAGUGCUGGUCACGGUGCGUGUGCUAUUAGCAACAUGCUACUUCCGCCAGAAUGUCACUUCUUCCCGCACUAUGCCAAGGGGACCUAUUUCUCAUAUGCGGCUUCUCGGCCGCGGACUUCGGUUUUGGUUUACCCGGCUACGCUCCCCGGAACGCCUAGCCUGGGUACGCAUCUGACACUUGAUAUGGGUGGGCGCAUCCGUUUUGGGCCUGAUGUUCAGUGGGUUGAUAGCCCUGAUGAUCUGAAACCAAAUCCUGCAAAUCUGCAGGUGGCCUUGAAGGAGAUUAAGUCGUUCAUGCCUGGUGUCGAUGUCGAUGCCAUCGCUUUGGAUUACUGUGGCAUUCGGCCCAAGUUGGGUCGGGGUGGUUCUGUCAAUGAGGGUAAGGGAUUCCAGGAUUUCAUCAUCCGCGAAGAAGAGGGAUUGCCUGGUUUUGUUAACCUGUUGGGAAUCGAGAGCCCUGGUUUGACGAGUUGCUUGGCUAUCGGUGAAAUGGUCGAUGGAAUCUUGUAUCGCUAG
Molecule: messenger RNA, 1209 nt
Organism: Penicillium salamii
Lineage: Eukaryota; Fungi; Ascomycota; Eurotiomycetes; Eurotiales; Aspergillaceae
Source: the annotation of a GenBank genome assembly